AUGGACGUUAUGUUCUCGGCCGUUAUGCGGCAGAUCUAUAAUGUUUUGAUUGAACAAGUUGGCACGGAACCCUACGAAUUGGCUAGAUGUGAGCCUUCUAUCAUAUCAGAACUGAGCUUACCUGCUUCGUUCGCUGUUGCACCACUUGCGCGGUCUUCAGAGGAGAUCAAUGCCUCCUCUGAGCGAAACAAAACAUCGUGGUGCACAGCACAAUUGAUCGCACCGGGGAGUAAUGGGCAGCUCCACUCUUUUGCGGAUGAUCAAUCAUUUUGCCCUCCAUUGUGCUCGACAAAAAUUGGUGAAGGGGUGCGGUCGAAGAGCCUAAGUCUCACUGCAGUAGAACUCACAAAUGGACCGCCGAAAGAGGUCGGUGGUGAUCUCACCACUGGCAAAAUUCCGCCCACGACAAAUUUCUUGACAUCUGCAAAAAAAAUUGCCAUCAUCGAUAUAGCCAACUUUUCCGAGAAACCAAAAAAGCGCGAUUCGGAGGAAAUUGAUAUUGACGGAGAACUGCUUCGUAAAACCACAGAUGUAGCCAAUUGGAUGUGCGUUGAAAUGAGCGGUGUUAACCCUCCAGCGAACGAUCUCGACUUCGCGAACGCUCCCAACUUUUGUUCCAAUUUUGGCAAUAAACAUAGGUUGCUUGAUGGUACUACUGAAAUCUUGAAUGAUGAUGAAGUGUCGGAGGUCUUAGCUCCUCCAAACACCCCGGUUGACGUUGGCCACAGAAAAGAAGCACAAGACAUUGAUGAAAGCGAACUCUAUUGA
This is a messenger RNA of Angiostrongylus costaricensis, 768 nucleotides long. NCBI's taxonomy places the organism in Eukaryota, Metazoa, Nematoda, Chromadorea, Rhabditida, Metastrongylidae. The record is from the annotation of a GenBank genome assembly.